AUGGCUUCGUUAAUGCUACACAUCACCUCUUCUUUAUCUGCUCCAUCCUCUCCGUUACAUGCCUGCAAGCAGAAUGAUUUGAAGGUAGCAACAAUUGGUGGAACUGCUUACCUGAAGAAGGAUUAUAGAAAUCCAUUUAUAACAACUAAGUCAAGUGGAUGGAUAUCUAUGACUUUUGCAGAUGAUGUUUCUUAUUUUGAUGGAAUUGAAAUGGCUCCUCCUGAUCCAAUUCUUGGGGUUUCUGAAGCAUUUAAGGAAGACACAGAUGUGAAGAAACUCAACCUUGGUGUUGGAGCUUACCGAACAGAGGACCUGCAACCUUAUGUCCUUAAUGUUGUUAAGAAGGCUGAGCAUCUUAUGCUGGAAAAGGGGGUGAACAAAGAGUAUCUUCCAAUUGAAGGUUUAGCUGAAUUCAACAAGGUUACAGCAGAGUUACUAUUUGGAGCAGAUAAUGAAGUGAUUCAACAACAAAGAGUUGCUACUGUUCAAGGUCUUUCAGGCACUGGUUCUCUGCGGCUUGCUGCUGCACUUAUUGAACGCUAUUUCCCUGGGGCAAAAGUGCUGAUAUCAUCACCAACCUGGGGUAAUCACAAGAAUAUUUUCAAUGAUGCUAGAGUUCCUUGGUCUGAAUAUCGGUAUUAUGAUCCCAAAACAGUUGGAUUGGAUUUUGAUGGGAUGAUGUCAGACAUAAAGUCAGCUCCAGAAGGAUCUUUCAUACUACUUCACGGAUGUGCUCAUAAUCCAACUGGGAUUGAUCCAACUCCAGUACAAUGGAACAAAAUUGCUGAUAUCAUUGAAGAGAAGGGGCACAUUCCAUUCUUUGACGUUGCCUACCAGGGAUUUGCCAGUGGAAAUCUUGACGUUGAUGCAUCAUCUGUGAGAUUAUUUACUGCACGUGGAAUGGAGCUUCUCGUUGCUCAAUCAUACAGCAAAAAUCUCGGUCUUUAUGCUGAGAGGAUUGGAGCCAUCAAUGUUGUUUGUUCCUCAUCUGAUGCAGCAGUUAGGGUGAAGAGUCAAUUGAAAAGAAUUGCAAGACCAAUGUACUCGAAUCCUCCUGUUCACGGAGCCAGAAUUGUUGCUAAUGUUGUCGGAGAUUCAGUUCUCUUCAAUGAGUGGAAACAGGAGAUGGAAUUGAUGGCAGGAAGAAUCAUGGAAGUUCGAAAAAAAUUAUAUGACAGUCUUCUUAAUAAGGAUAAGAGUGAAAAAGAUUGGUCAUAUAUUCUUAAGCAGAUUGGCAUGUUCUCUUUUACUGGUCUAAACAAAGCUCAGAGCGACAACAUGACAGAUAAGUGGCACGUGUACAUGACAAAGGAUGGAAGGGUGUCCUUGGCCGGUUUGUCUUCAGCCAAGUGCGGAUAUCUUGCAGAUGCCAUCAUCGAUUCAUAUUACAAUGUCAAGUGAGAUGUCAAUUUGGGUCGAUCGCAUGUCAAAUGCAUUUGGUACCUCCAAGCUCAACAGGAACAAGAGGGAUCAGAGAAUGCAAAACAUCUGUAAUCAAUGGUCGAUAGCUCGGUUCAGGCUGUACGCAUAGAACAGCUACAGCAGCAACCUAUAUAUCGAAACUCAGGUUAGAUUCAUUCAUUCACAUAAAUUGAAUUCAAAUCCUCAAUAAAUUUGUUUACAUACUUGAAAUAGAUGCUUUAGAUCCAUUGUAUCUCUAAUCACAGGAUCCACAAUGACAGGUAGCUUUAUUCUAUCA
Messenger RNA from Impatiens glandulifera, 1699 nucleotides. Its product is annotated as aspartate aminotransferase, chloroplastic-like. NCBI's taxonomy places the organism in Eukaryota, Viridiplantae, Streptophyta, Magnoliopsida, Ericales, Balsaminaceae. The coding region runs from base 1 to 1401 and encodes 466 amino acids. The transcript is spliced from 12 exons. The record is from RefSeq and is a predicted model, not a curated record. Gene Ontology annotation, biological process: biosynthetic process; amino acid metabolic process. Gene Ontology annotation, molecular function: transaminase activity; pyridoxal phosphate binding.